AUGGCUACGCUCAACGUCCUCUCGUUCGAUCCUGACGGCCGCCAGAUAGAGUUCGCCACGUGGCUCAAUGCCUGCAGCUCUAACAGCCUCACUCAUUCCCAGUGGCAGACCCGCGACACUGCUGCUCGCCUAGCUAUUCGCAACCACCUGCUGUUAACUGAACGUGCUCACUUCGGCCAGCACAAAACCGCGAAGGACCUGUACGCCGCUAUAGCCGCUUGCUACUCUUCCCCUGCCAUUGCUGCUCUCAUCCGCCUUAUCCUACCCUACCUGUUCCGGGAGCUGUCCUCCUUUUACACAAUUGAGGACCUCAUCUCCCACCUUCGCACUAGUGACGUUCGCUACCGCGCCGCUCUCCCAGACGUGUUCCUAGCCGCGAAUCCGCCCCCGAUGUACAUCACGCUAUACUUCCUAGUCACCUGCCUCCCUGACUCGCUUCGUACGGUCAGGGACCACUUUCACGCUCUUGACCCUACUGCCCUCACCGUCAAAGACUUCGACAAGCACCUCCUUGCAGCAAAGAAGGGCAUUGUCGCUGUAGAUGUUGCUCGUGGCACUCCUUGCACUCCCCUCUUCGAGGGGUGUUCCCCCUCCCCCCUUGCCCCCUCCUACGCUUCUGCUGCUGCUGUUGACUUCCUUGGGCAAGGGCGGCGGGGGGGGGCGGUGGUGGAGGCGACGGGGGUGGUGGAGGUGGCGGAGGUGGCGGUGGGAGUGGUGGCGGGAGUGGAGGCGUCGGUGGCGGUGGUAGCGGCAGCAGUAGGAGUGGAGGCGGCGGAGGUGGAGGCAGUGGGAGCGGUAGUGGUGGAGGCAGCAGUGGCGGCGGUGGCGACAGUGGGAGCGGUGGCGGCGGCAGUGGUGGCGGUCGGGGUGGAGCCUUUCAGAGGGGGGGCUCUGGUGGUGGCCAGCGGCAGCAGCAGCAGCAACAACGUCCGUGCGAGACCCUUACGCCCCAGCAGCUUCACAUGCGGGAAGUUUCACACCGAGUACCACUGCUUCUCCCGUCUUGAUGACGCCUAG
Molecule: messenger RNA, 1017 nt
Organism: Closterium sp. Yama58-4
Lineage: Eukaryota; Viridiplantae; Streptophyta; Zygnematophyceae; Desmidiales; Closteriaceae
Source: the annotation of a GenBank genome assembly